This is a messenger RNA of Cryptomeria japonica (Japanese cedar), 2775 nucleotides long. Its product is annotated as receptor like protein 22-like. Gene Ontology annotation, molecular function: protein binding. Gene Ontology annotation, cellular component: plasma membrane. Bases 1 to 2775 code for a protein of 924 amino acids. NCBI's taxonomy places the organism in Eukaryota, Viridiplantae, Streptophyta, Pinopsida, Cupressales, Cupressaceae. The record is from RefSeq and is a predicted model, not a curated record. The transcript has a single exon.
AUGGAAGCUACGCUUGCAUAUAGCAGAGUUGCCCUUACAGUCAUAACAAUAUCAUGGGGCCUCUUAUGUUUCAUCGCUUAUCCUGCAAUUGCGUGCCCCCUCACUGAAAGAAAUCUUCUCCUGGACUUCAAGGAAGCAGUUGUAGAUGAGGAGAGAAAGCUAAGUUCCUGGCACGGAUUGAAUUGCUGCACAUGGAGUGGGGUUGGUUGUAACUUCGGCACAGGCCAUGUUUCUUUACUCGAUUUGAGUGGAUACGAGUUGGAGGGUUACAUCCAUUCAUCGUUGUUCGAACUUGCAGAGUUAGAGCACCUCGAUCUCAGUGAGAACUACUUCAAAGGUACAUUCGCUCCACAUAUUGGAAUGUUAAAGAAACUCACUUUUCUUAAUUUGUUUGAUGCUGGCGAUGUAAAUGAAUUCUAUGUAAGUGAAUUUAAUGUGAGUUUGGAAAGCUUAUCAAAUCUGGUAAGCUUGGAAAAUCUGUGUCUGGAUGGAGUAAACAUCUCUGUAAGCAAAGGGUGGGGUGAAGCUGUUGGCAAUCUACACAACCUUCAACAACUCAGCAUGUCUGACUGUGGGCUUAGCGGACCAAUUCCCAAUUUCCUGCUCAACCUCACUUCUCUCCUUCAUCUCCGUCUUUCACAGAAUUCUUUGUCAGCGCAAAUACCUGCUUGGUUUGAAAAUGUGACUGCCCACUUGGUGUCACUUGAUCUCUCCGACAAUUACAAUCUUGGAGGAGAUAUUUCUGUCAUAGGGCAACAUAUUUCUCCGUCACUGACUAGCAUUAUUCUUUCACGGACAGCUGUGGAGGGCGAAAUUCCAUCUGCUAUAGGGAAUAUGUCAUCCUUGGAGAUUCUUCGUCUGUUCAAUACUAGUAUUGAAGGUAAAAUUCCUCUGUCCAUCGCGAAUCUCUCUAAACUUGUUUGUUUGGAUCUGUUCUACAACAAGUUAACGGGGUCAAUCCCACCUUCGUUGGGAACACUUUCUUCCCUUUCAUAUCUUGACCUCAGGCACAAUCAAUUCGAUGGCCCAAUUCCACACACAGUUUCAGAUCUUGUUAGCAUAAAACACCUUUGGCUGAACUCCAAUAGUUUAAGUGGCUCCAUUUCCCUUUCUCUCUUCGAUAAUCUCACUAGACUUGAAUAUCUGUUCCUUUCCGAUAAUCACCUAACUGUGACUAGUGAUUCAACAUGGCUUCCACAGUUUAAAAACCUCAGGGCUCUGCGACUAUCUUCCUGCAAGUUAGAAAGAAUUCCACCGUUUCUAGUGACCCAAUAUGACUUGAUAGAGCUGGAUCUGUCUGCUAACAGCAUCGCAACAAAUAUUCCAUCAUGGAUAUGGGACUUGACCAGUCUUUAUUAUUUGAACCUUAGUUGCAACCAAUUAACAGGUUCGCUGCCGUCUGGUCUAACAUUCAUGAAGCUUUCGUAUCUCGAUCUGCACAGUAACAGCUUAGAAGGUCCUCUUCCUCUUCCUCCUGAUGCUCACCUGUUGGAUCUGUCGGUUAAUCAUUUUAAUGGUUCUAUUCCUGCUGAUUGGGGUGCAUACCUUUCAAAUAUGUGGUUUUUAUCCUUGUCGGGGAACAAUCUCAGUGGAGCCAUUCCAGAUUCCAUUUGCCCUUCAGAUUUGCAAGUUCUUGACCUCUCAAGUAAUAUGCUGAGCAGCAUUCCUCCUCAUUUGACAAGGAAAUGUUCUGUUCUCAGUGUUCUAGAUUUGGCGCAGAAUCAUCUGGAAGGUAAAAUUCCAGCAGAAUGGAGAAACCUGAAACAGCUUAAUACAUUGAAGCUUGCUGGUAAUCAGUUGAGAGGAGUUCUUCCGUCUUCGCUUUCAAAAUGCCGCUCUCUGCAAGUAUUGGAUUUGGGAAAUAAUAAUUUACAAGGCACAAUCCCCCAUUGGAUUGGAAAGCUAUCACAACUGCAUGUGUUGGUGUUAAGGUCCAAUCAUUUCCAUGGCAGUGUCCCACACCAGGUGAUUCACCUUCCAAAUCUUCAAAUUCUGGACCUUUCACACAACCACCUUUCAGGACCUAUCCCAAGCAACCUUACAAACUUGCUUGCAAUGGUCAAUGCAUCACAGAGUAAUCCAAACCAUUUGGAAAAGCAUACUAACGAUAAUACAAUAUAUACAAAUAAAAUUGCAAUUUCCUGGAAAGGUGCCGAUGCUGAGUUUGUGAAAGUUCUUUUCAUUCUUAAAUGUAUUGAUCUUUCAAACAACAAUUUAUCGGGGAAUAUUCCUCUCACAAUGGGAUCCCUUAAGGGCUUGAUAGCCCUUAAUAUUUCAAGAAAUCAUCUCAGUGGCCAAAUCCCGAAGACACUGGGAGGCAUGGAUCAGCUAGAGUCUCUGGACCUCUCACUAAACAGGCUGAAUGGCGAAAUUCCGUUAGAACUUCAGUUGCUGAGUUAUUUGCAGUUCUUGAAUCUAUCUUACAACAUGCUUGAUGGAAAAGUACCCCACGGGGGGCAGUUUCUAACCUUUGGGGAGUCGUCCUACUUAGGCAAUCCUAAGCUAAGUGGGAUUCCAUUUACCAAUACAAGAGUCUGCAACAACUCUUCUGGCUAUGACAACUGCACAAGUAUUGAUACAAUUGGUAAAGUAGAGAAUUCAGAUGGUGAAAUGAAAGGGUGGGGGAUCGGACUUGGAUUGAGUUAUGGUUUGGGAUUCUCUAUUGUGAUUGGAAUAUUGACUUUCAAUAAGAGGGUGAGAGGGAGAGUCUUCAAUUUGUAUGAUGAUGCAAUUUUAGCUGUUGAUCGGUGUAUAACAGGGAAUAAGUUCAAGUAG